CUGCGGCGACGGCGACUGCAGCUGGCCAGAGGCCCGUAGUGCUUGCAGCAAGAAGCGGUCGGGGUCGGCGUGCUUGGGUCGCGUCGGUGAGUGGCGGAACGUGCCCAGAGACCUGGGUUCCCGCGAGCAGCUCAGGGCAGCGCUCGGAAAGUUAAGCUGAAACCAUCGCUCAACCCCUAAGAUGGUGCCAUCCAAAUUGCGUGCAUUAUUCUGCCUCUGCAGCUGCCUCACACUGGUUCAUCCUUUUGUCUGGCAAGACCUAAAUCCUGCUGCCCAGAUGAAAUCACCAGCAUGGCUCCAUAAAAUAAAAGCUUUGAUGGCUGCUGCGAGCUUUGGCCAAACUAAAAUUCCCAGAGGAAGUGGAUCUUAUUCUGUUGGUUGUACAGACUUGAUGUUUGACUACACCAAUAAGGGCAGCUUCUUGCGUCUGUAUUAUCCAUCCCAAGAUGAUGACCACCAUGAUACUCCUUGGAUCCCAAACGAAGAAUACUUUUUAGGUCUUAGUAAAGUUCUUGGAACACACAGUGUUAUGGCCAAAUUUUUGAGCUUAUUCUUUGGCUCAAUGACAACUCCAGCAAAGUGGAAUUCCCCUCUGAGGACUGGUGAAAAAUAUCCACUAAUUGUUUUUUCUCAUGGUCUUGGAGCAUUCAGGACAAUUUAUUCUGCUAUUGGCAAUGACCUCGCAUCUCACGGGUUUAUAGUUGCUGCCAUAGAACACAGAGAUGGAUCUGCAUCUGCAACUUACUAUUUCAAGGACGAGUCUGCUGCAGUGAAAGGGAACAAGUCUUGGCUCUAUUUUAAAACCCUAAAACGAGAUGAGGAGGAGGCAGCUGUACGAAAUGAGCAGGUACGGCAAAGAGCAAAAGAGUGUUCCCAGGCACUCAAUUUGAUUCUUGACCUUGAUCAUGGAAGGCCAAUCAAGAAUGCAUUAGAUUUAGAGUUUGAUGUGAAACAACUGAAGGACUCUAUUGACAGGAAUAAAGUAGCAAUGAUUGGACAUUCUUUUGGUGGAGCAACAGUUAUUCAGGCUCUUAGUGAAGACCAGAGAUUCAGAUGUGGUAUUGCCUUGGAUGCAUGGAUGUUUCCACUCGGUGAUGAAGUUUAUUCCAGAAUUCCUCAACCCCUCUUUUUUAUCAACUCUGAACAAUUCCAGUUUCCUGCUAAUAUCAUAAAAAUAAAAAAAUUAUAUUUACCUGAUAGAGAAAGAAAAAUGAUUACAAUCAGGGGUUCAGUCCAUCAGAAUUUUGAUGACUUCACUUUUGCAACUGGCCAAGUAAUUGGAUGCAUAUUCAAAUUAAAAGGAGAUAUAGAUUCAAAUGUAGCUCUUGAUCUUAGCAACAAAGCCUCAUUAGCAUUCUUACAAAAGCAUUUAGGACUUCAGAAAGAUUUUGAUCAGUGGGACUCUUUGAUUGAAGGAGAAGAUGAAAACCUUAUUCCAGGGACCAACAUUAACACAACCUACCAACACAUCACUACUCUACAGAACUCUACAGGAAUAGGGAAAUAGAAUUUAGGAGACUUUAAAUAAAAGUUUUGUUUUAAAACUGUCUAAAAGAGUAAACGUGUGUGUGUGUGUGUGUGUGUAUACAUAUAUAUAUAUAUGUAUACACAUAUAUAUAUGUACACACACACAUAUAUAUGUUUUUAAAUGUAGUUCCCCAAAUAACAUAUUAAAAAAUGUAGGCUAUACCAUAAUAGUGAUCGAAGCUUGGAUUCAGAUUUUUUUCUUUGAAUGUAAAGAAAUAAUGUACUAUACAAAAAUCAUACCAGCCUAAAUUAAUUUUACUAAGAUGAUAAUUUUUAGUAUCAAAUUAAAAACUGCUUUUACAUUAUGAAUUUUAAUGGAAAAGUAUAUUAACACAGGCACAAUGCCAAUGAAAACAUGUAAUAACGAGGCUCCCUAAAAAUACAAUAAAAACAGAAAUUUUCUUGCAGCAUGGUUCUCUAGGUAGAAUUUAUAUUUGGCAGCACACCCCUUUGUGUUUUGGUCCUGGUAAGAAAAAUUAGAUCAAGUAGAUAACAAAGUCCUUGUUUUACCAUAGGAUUUGUGAUACUAUAUAUUAAUAGUCUCAGUAUGAAGACUAAAUGGGGAGUGGACAAGAGACAGAAUAUUGGAGACAGGGCAAAGGCAGCUGAUUAAAGGCAGAAAGUUGAUAUUUUAUUUGCAUAUUUUAAUGCUAUAUCUGAUGCAUUCUACU
Trichechus manatus latirostris (Florida manatee) is the source of this 2198-nucleotide messenger RNA. It is a transcript of the gene PLA2G7, whose product is annotated as phospholipase A2 group VII. The record is from RefSeq and is a predicted model, not a curated record. The transcript has 12 exons. Gene Ontology annotation, molecular function: 1-alkyl-2-acetylglycerophosphocholine esterase activity. Lineage: Eukaryota; Metazoa; Chordata; Mammalia; Sirenia; Trichechidae. Bases 182 to 1507 code for a protein of 441 amino acids.